AAAAAUAAUAAAAUAAAAAAAAAAGUUCUACGCCCCACUUUGCAACUGUUAUUAUCACCACCGCAAGUAGGAAUACGCCAAACCUCUUGAAAUGUUAAAGAUUUGCAAAAUAAGCGCCUGUCCGAACGGAACACUUGGCCUGCACCUGAGUCGAGCACCCUGGGAUCCCUAUCCAUGGGUGAGUGGCAUACAGGAGGGCUCCAGUGCAGAGGACGCCGGCAUGCGCGUCGGCGACACAGUAUUGGAGUUCAAUGGCAACGAUGUGUUGGGACAGAAAAUCUUCGAAAUCGCAACAAAAAUACGUGAACAUUGGCAAAGUGGUGCCACCGAUGUGACGGUGGUGAUUUGGCGCAAUGAAACGGAGCCGGAUAGCUGCUGCAGCGACGAAAAUGAUUACGAAGACGUUGAUGAUGAAGGAGGCGAUGGGGUUGAGAAUGCGUUGGAUAAUAGUGAUAGUGAGACAGCGGUGGUGGAGGGGCGAAGAAAGCGUGCGCGUCAACAUCAGCAUCAGCAGCAUUCCAGCAUUAAUCAGCAGUCAUUGCAAAAGUUCGCCACAUGCCUGCAACACAUUGCCCAAUUAUUGGAGUGUCCUGUUUGCCUUGAGGUUAUCCGCCCACCUGGCUGGCAAUGUUGUAACGGUCAUGUGUUGUGCAACAACUGCCGCAGCCGUUCGGUCAAAUGUCCGGUGUGUCGUGUGCCGUUGGGACCCAGAGGACGUUGCUUGCUCGCGGAUAAAUUAUUCACCGUGUUGGCUGAGAGUUUUCCCUGUGAUGGCGUGCGAAGCAACCGAAAUUCUCCAAAGGAGAAGCGCAAAUGCUCACCUGAAUUAAAAGGACGUCCCAUAGCGAGUGCGACAACACGAGAACAACAAGGGGACCGAAAUCAGCAGCAGCAACAGCAACAGCAACAACAACAACAAAAGCUGCAGCAGCAACAACAAAAGCAACAGCAGCAGCAACAACAAAAGCAACAAAUUAAAGCCAAAGAAAUGCAACAGCAAGACAAGAAGAAGGUCAAAACUACUGCUGCUGGUAGCCAAAAGAAUGUGACGAAUGGAAAAGUUGUUGCGCAGGAAUGCACAACAGUCGAAGAAGUACAACAAGUAAACAGCGCGACUGACAAUAUCAACAACAAUAAACAAGAGGAUAGUAAGAAACCGUCGGCAAAGGUUGAGGGCGCUUUAGAUGGCAAUUUAUUGCAUGGCUGCCACUGGCAAUGGCGGAGAAGUCGCCUGCGACUUUGCAAAGAAGCACAGCAACAACAACAAUAACAAUCAAGUGAAGUACUGUCAGUUUAUAAAGGCUACGCAGUCGAGGAGCAAUUGUUCAUCACAGUGUCCAGGGCGGCGACGACGAUGAGGACGACAAAUGUCAGCAGUUGAAUAGUUGUAGAACUUAUGCUUGGCCUGAGAGCGGGGGAUUGGGGGUAGAGGGAGAUAGAGAGAGAGUUUUUAAUGCAUUGGAGAGUUACGGCGUCAGGUGUGCUGAAACUGCAUGGGGUAGGGGGCGGAUGCAAUUGCUAUGGGGCAGUUGAUUGUGAGUGGCAUUGUGACGGAAGGAAAUGCGAUGGUCAACAAUGCGCUCGUUAAACUCGAGUUGAAGUCAAGUAAGAAAUCAGCAGAUAACAUGAAAUAAGGUGGAAAAGUCACGAAAUGUUAAGCGAAAAGAAACCAAAACGAAUGCAAGAAGUACAUAUAGGAAUAAAACUAAGAAAAACUAGAAAAAAAUUCACAAAACUAAAAUAGAAAUAAGUAGAGAAAUUGUAGUGCAGAUGAAGUUGCAAGCGAAAAUGUAAGAGCAGCAAAAACAAAUCGACAACAACCACAAUUUAUAACCACCCAGAUUAGCAGUUGUUGGUGUGCCGUUUGGCUUUGGCUCAGCAAGGCGCGCCGCGGUGUAGUGCAGCCAGCCACUGCUGAGGGAUUAGCAACAAUAUCAAAAUUAUCAUUGCUCAACUGGGAAAUCAUGUAGCAUUUGGAACGUGCAACAUUCAGCACACGAAGUGUGGCAAUAAGCAAGCAGAACAAUGAGUCGUGUAGUGCUGAACGUGUUUGAAACAUACAAAACAACAACUAUGCAUGUGCAAUAAUGUUUGCAGCAAACAGCAGGGCGAGCUGCAGCCGCACAUACAAACAAACAAGAGACGAGGAAAAGCAAAAAAAAAAAACAAAAAAACCGAAAAAGGGGAAAAUAAACACCAACAAGUUGUUCACAAAGAAAAAUGUGUGUGUGUAUGUAUGUGUGCCAAUAAAAACUCGCUGCAGGCGCACAGUGUGGCCGAAAUCUAAAGCAACGGCUAAUAAAAAUUAAUAAGUAGAUGAGUAUAUAUAUAGAAAAAGCCGUUAUCGAUAUGUUACUGUUCCACGCAUUGAUCUUAUUUGACUUUGAGAGCAUCAGCGUCGCCAGUACUGGCUUAGAAAUACACCAAAAUAUUUAUUGUAUAAAAAGGCAUUAAUCAAUUGA
This is a messenger RNA of Anastrepha obliqua, 2462 nucleotides long. RefSeq names its product putative mediator of RNA polymerase II transcription subunit 12. Gene Ontology annotation, molecular function: protein binding; ubiquitin protein ligase activity. Bases 92 to 1270 code for a protein of 392 amino acids. NCBI's taxonomy places the organism in Eukaryota, Metazoa, Arthropoda, Insecta, Diptera, Tephritidae. The transcript has 5 exons. The record is from RefSeq and is a predicted model, not a curated record. Gene Ontology annotation, cellular component: cytoplasm.